ACGUCAACCUGUCAACAUGCCUCUGGGUAUAGACAGAAGUCACUUUUAUGCUGACAAAAUCAAACAUUAUGAAAAGGACAUGCGGACUAAGGACGAGCGAAUAUCAACACUGGAAACUGAAAAUGCCAUGCUUUAUCUCAAGUUGGCUCAACUUAGAGGAACACUUCAGAAGAGUAGGGAGGACAUGUCUGGCCUACAGAACCAGUUUGACUCGGAACAAAAGUUCAGGAAAACCAUCGCUCAAUCUGCAGCAAAAUUGAAACAAGACCUUUAUCGACUUCGAGAAGACUUGUCUGAUGUCCACAAGAUUGCCAUAAAGAUGCCUCAGGAUUUUAGUUUGCAGAUUGAUCAUGCUUCAUCAGUGAUCCAUCGUCACCGUCACAUGUUUCAGUCACAAACUUCUAGUCUCUCUGUCCUCCAGGAUAAGAUUGAACAGAUGAGUACAGCACUCCAAGAUAUCACAGAUCGACAUGCAAAGGAGAAAAAACGUCGGCAGGAACUUCAUAAUACACUCAUGGAAUUGAGGGGAAAUAUACGAGUUCACUGUCGACUACGACCAUUGAUGGAGUUUGAUACUGGGUUAGAGGACCCAUCAACACUUGGCAGAGUUGGAACAAAGUCAGAGGUGGUUGUGCAUUAUGUGGAUGAUGAAAAUGCAUGUGUUCGGACAGCAAAACAUAACAAGGUGUUUGAAUUUGAAAGAGUGUAUGAUCCUAAUGAGAGUCAGGAUAAUGUGUUUUAUGAGGUACAACCUAUGUUGACAUCACUAUUGGAUGGGUACAAUAUAUGUAUUAUGGCUUAUGGCCAGACAGGAAGUGGUAAGACUCAUACCAUGCUGGGAAGUCACAAGAAUGAGGAUUACAAUGCCUCUCUGGAGCCUCACCCUGAUGAGGGUGUCAUCCCUCGUGCAGCUAGAGAACUUUUCAGAUUGAUCUCGGAGAAGCCAGAGAGACAUCAUACAAUAGAAGUAUCUGUAGUGGAGAUAUAUAACAACGAUAUCCGUGACCUGCUUGGCAGUGAUGCUAAUAUGAAACAUGAUAUCAGUACAGGGGUAGACAACUCUAUCAACCUACCAACCAUCUCAUUCAAGGAAGUGGAUAAUGUGUAUGAUGUUAUGUGUCUGGUUCAGCGGGGUUUGAAGGCUAGACGCGAGUCUUCCACACUUGUCCAUGACCAUUCCAGUCGGUCUCAUCUAGUGGUCACUUUGACCGUCAACUCCCAGGCUCCUAGCUUCUUCUCUAAACCUUCCACACAGGAUGGGGCAAUGCAACAGACAUCCAGUCGAGAUGCUAGGGGGCGCUCCUUAUCAGUUCCGAUGUCAAUGAUAAGUGGCCCUGGUCCUGUUGCCGAACCUCCUUCCUCUGGUGACAGCCAGGCUGUUAUCAGGACCAAGCUACAGUUGGUGGAUCUUGCUGGCAGUGAAUGUGUUGGGAUGAGUGGUGUGACAGGAGCUGCUCUUAGGGAAGCCUCUCACAUCAAUAAGAGUUUGUCUGCCCUAGCUGAUGUCCUUGGAGCUUUGUCAGAGCACAGAGCUCAUGUUCCAUACAGAAAUAGUCGCCUUACUCAUCUCCUACAGGACUCAAUAGGUGGGGAUGCCAAGUUAUUGGUGCUGCUGUGUGUUUCGCCCUCCCAGCGAUACAUCACAGAGUCUCUUCAGUGUAUGGGAUUUGGUACACGUGCCAGACAGGUUGCACGAGGACCUACUAAACGCCGACUGCCUUCCUCCGCUGAGAAAGUCAGUGCUGAAAAUGCACAACGACCAAGAACAGGAAAAACUUAGCUUGUUUCCUAUCAUAUUUGAAAGUUUUUUGAACACUUUCACACUAUCCUUGGGAUGUUGUUUAAGCUAAGAGGAAAAGAUCUCAGGAUUUUAUUCAAAUUGUUGGUGAAAGCUGUUGUUUACAAGUUUUUAGAAAAGCCAUUCACUUUAGAAAAAGACAGAAUGCAGUCAGACAGCUUUUCUGACUUCAAAGAUAAUGUUAAGAUAACUGCCAUGCUGUUCGAGAUUUAAUUUUUGUUUUUGUUAUUUGUGAGGAGUUAUGAUAUUAAUUUUGUGAAAUUUAAUUUCCAGAUGAAAACAAAAAUGUUUGGAUUAAUUUCACAAUAGUCUUCAAUGAAAUACAAAUGUGAUUCACUUGAAAUCUAAUAUUGAUGAUGGUACUAGAUAAUUGGUAUUCUCUCAGACACUUUAGAAAACAGAAUAAUUUGGAUGUUCUUGACAAAAAAACAUGUUCUCUUUGUUUAAUUAUCUAUUGUGUUCUUGCUCUUUCUACCAAAGCAGAAGUGUUCAGAGUCUAUUUCCUAAAUGAACCGUCCAAAAUCAUAUUGACUGUGAUAUUCUUUUUGUUUCAUGAUUUUAUAUUCAAUAUAUUUAUUUAUGAA
Ylistrum balloti is the source of this 2382-nucleotide messenger RNA. RefSeq names its product kinesin-like protein KIF25. The transcript has 13 exons. NCBI's taxonomy places the organism in Eukaryota, Metazoa, Mollusca, Bivalvia, Pectinida, Pectinidae. The record is from RefSeq and is a predicted model, not a curated record. Gene Ontology annotation, biological process: microtubule-based movement. The coding region runs from base 17 to 1780 and encodes 587 amino acids. Gene Ontology annotation, molecular function: microtubule motor activity; ATP binding; microtubule binding.